Messenger RNA from Sceloporus undulatus (fence lizard), 3713 nucleotides. RefSeq names its product sorting nexin 9 (gene SNX9). The record is from RefSeq and is a predicted model, not a curated record. Lineage: Eukaryota; Metazoa; Chordata; Lepidosauria; Squamata; Phrynosomatidae. Gene Ontology annotation, biological process: cleavage furrow formation; mitotic cytokinesis; endocytosis. Gene Ontology annotation, molecular function: protein binding; phosphatidylinositol binding. Gene Ontology annotation, cellular component: plasma membrane; cytoplasmic vesicle.
GAGGCGGGGAAAGGGCCCUGGCGCCACCGCCGCCCUCCCAUUCCCCUUCCUUCCUUCCUUCCUCCCUGCCUCCCUUCCUUCCUUGCUCUCCCUCGCCGCCGAGGCCCAGGAGGAGGGAGCGGGCUCCUCAUCUGGGAAAGGGGGAGACUCCCCGCCAUGGCCGCCUCCAAGGCUCGGGUUAUGUAUGACUUCGCUGCUGAACCUGGAAAUAAUGAGCUGACAGUUAAUGAAGGAGAAAUAAUCACAAUUACCAAUCCGGAUGUAGGUGGAGGCUGGCUAGAAGGCAAAAACAGCCAAGGAGAACGAGGACUAGUUCCAACAGAUUAUGUUGAAAUUCUUCAUGAAAGUGCCAAAGAUGGAAUUUCAGUAGCUGACCAAGCUUUUUUUGACGUCCUCUCCUCAAGUAGUGCCCAGAGUAAUUCACAAGUUGCAAAAAAUAAUAGUCAAGCUUCUAGCAAUGCAAAUGACCCCUGGUCAAGCUGGGACAAUGCAACAACUGGUGAUAGCUGGGCACCCAAACCUGAAACUAAGCAGAAAAAUAACACUUCAAACAAUUGGGAUGCAGCAGCAUUUGGUCACCCACAAGCAUACCAAGGUCCAGCGGCUGCUGAUGAUGAUGAUUGGGAUGAUGACUGGGAUGACCCCAAAUCAGCAGCUGCACCUUAUCCUGGUUAUAGAGAGACAGAACCUUCUGACCCAACAGGACUCCAGCGGGGGAAUAGCCGAGGGGGUGCUAUGAAAUUGCCACUGAACAAAUUUCCUGGAUUUGCAAAACCUGGAGUGGAACAGUAUCUGUUGGCAAAGCAACUAACAAAACCCAAAGAAAAAAUUCCUAUAAUUAUUGGCGAUUAUGGCCCCAUGUGGAUUUAUCCUACCUCUACAUUUGACUGUGUUGUGGCUGACCCAAAAAAGGGUUCUAAAAUGUAUGGUCUCAAGAGCUACAUUGAAUAUCAGCUUACAUGUACAAACACUAAUCGAUCUGUCAACCACAGAUACAAACACUUUGACUGGCUAUAUGAGCGUCUCUUGAUUAAAUUUGGAUCAGCCAUUCCAAUUCCAUCUCUUCCAGACAAACAAGUUACAGGGCGUUUUGAAGAAGAAUUCAUCAAGAUGCGGAUGGAGAGACUACAAGCUUGGAUGACCAGAAUGUGUCGUCAUCCAGUUGUUUCAGAGAGUGAAGUUUUUCAACAGUUCCUUAGCUUUCAUGAUGAAAAGGAAUGGAAAACGGGUAAGAGGAAGGCAGAAAAAGAUGAGAUUGUGGGUGUUAUGGUCUUUUCCACUAUGGAACCAGAAGGUCCUGACUUGGAUAUGAUAGAAAUUGAACAGAAAUGUGAUGCGGUUGGCAGGUUCACCAAAGCCAUGGAUGAUGGUGUUAAGGAAUUACUGACAGUGGGUCAUGAACACUGGAAACGUUGUACAGGACCAUUACCCAAGGAAUACCAGAAAAUAGGAAAAGCUUUACAAGGUUUAGCUCUGGUUUUCAGUACCAGCGGAUAUCAAGGUGAGACUGACCUCAAUGAAGCAAUAACAGAAGCAGGAAAAACGUAUGAAGAAAUUGCCAGUCUUGUGGCAGAACAGCCAAAGAAGGAUCUUCAUUUUCUAAUGGAAACCAAUCAUGAAUACAAAGGAUUUCUUGGUUGCUUCCCUGAUAUCAUAGGUGCUCAUAAGGGAGCAAUAGAAAAAGUGAAGGAAAGUGAUAAACUAGUUGCUACCAGCAAAAUUACUCCACAAGAUAAGCACAACAUGCAGAAACGUGCAAGCACAAUGUCAUAUGCACUACAAGCUGAGAUGAAUCAUUUUCACAGCAACCGGAUUUACGAUUACAAUAGUGUUAUGCGCUUGUACCUGGAACAGCAGGCACAGUUCUAUGAAACGAUUGCACAGAAGCUGAGGCAGGCUCUCAGCCGCUUUCCAAUGAUGUAGAUACAGAUAAUGAAGAAAAAACUCCAAAGUGCUUUCCUGAUUUUUUGGUGGGGACAGUGCAAAUACAAGAUGCCUUUGCCAUCCAAAAAGCCUUUUUAAAAAAACCAAGAUGCAAAAAAGUGAAAACUUAAGAUGUUUACUUUGUUAGCCUAAAUGCCUUGGAUAUUUAUGUAUAUUUUUAUCCUGAGUGCUUUACUUCCUAUAUGUCUAAGCAAAACUGGAAUAUGAGAUGAUAGGGCUUUGAAUUGCCAAAUGAUUUGUUGCUAAGGGUCACAAAAAGAUACAUGUGCCUAAACUUUUCAAAAGCAUUCAGUAUCAGCCAAUUAGAAAUUCUUGAAGAAAAGUAUAAUAAGGAUCUGUUCAGAGAUCUAAAUAAGUUUACUUUCCAAGACAGUCAGUUCAUUUAUCCAGUUGCUAAACUGCAUUGUAGCAUCCAAGCAAAUGUGUUGUGGUUUUUUGUUUGUUUGUUUGUUUCAUUGUGAUGCUUGAGCAAAGGUUCAACCUUUCUCUGAUCUAGCCAUUGCAUUCAGUUUCUAUAAUACGAAUUUUCCCAAUUUGAAAUCAUUUAAUGUCCUAUUCCUGUUACAUAGAUGCCUGAAAACUGGACUGGCUCUAUGAAAAAGAAGGUUGAACUUCAAGACAGCCAUUCCAAAUACCUGGAAAAUAUUGAACUAUCAAAUAACUCUAAGCCAUGCACCUUCUGCCACUUUCCAGUGAUAAUCAGUACUGUUUAUUCUUAGGGGCUUUCACCAUUUUCCUCAACAAGUGUGUUGUAUCAUUAGUAGCUCGUAUGUCAUCACUACUGCCAUGAUAGAAAAUGUGCUAAGAUCACUUCUGUGUUUUAGGUCUUUCUAUAAUAGGCUGAUUUGACACAGCAUUGAAAACAUUUGAUCCUAAAAUGGCCAAGGGUGUCAGUCUCUUUUCCAGAGGAAAAACAAAUAGUUUUUUGUGUGUCAGCAUACAGCAUCAAAGAGACAGCUAGUUCAAAAUAGUAAAUUUUGGCCUAAGUGUAAGACCUUUUGUAUACUCACUAUGAGCUCUAAAGGGAUGAACUGUAAGAUUGAACUGAUGGUAGAACUGUUGCCACAACAGACCAUGGUGCCAAGUUAAACUUUCAGUAGAAUUAAUCUUUGCUCUAGAACUGAAUGAUUUAUUAUUUCUAAGUUCUACUUACUUUCAUUCUAUUAUCACUUAAGUUUUAGAAUAAAAAAGAAUCUGGGCCAGUCAGGAUAAUACGAAGCCAAAACAAUUUAAUUGCAGCGUGUCAAUCCAGCUCAGUGCUUUUCGUUGUCAAGUUUUCAAUAUAUUUUUUUACAAACUUUCUUCUUCUCUUUUAGUUUUGCCAUCCAAAAUUCCAUAAAGUGUUAUGAGAUAGCCAUGAAAUAUUUGUACAAAUUGUAAAGGAUGUGUAUAAAUGUUUUACACCAAAUGUAAUGAAAUCUAUCUUGCAUGUAGAAGAAAUUUAUGAAGUUAUUGCAAAAUGUAUAGUAAAUUCUAAGGCACUUUUUUUUCACAGCACCACUUUUUUCAGCAUUUGUAUAUUCAUUUUUGUCUCAGAAUCUUUGUAACUGGUUCUCUGGGGAUUUCUUUUUACCAAAUUUUGAGUUAACCCUGAUGACAUAAAAGUUGCAGACUUAGCAUCUUAAAUAGGGAACAGUGAACAGAAGUACAGAAGAGAUAGUUACAGUGUACAAAAUCCAUGUGCAUAGGAAGACAACUUGGAAUAGGCAGAUCUGUAACUUUCUAGCAAAUUAAGACUUUAAAUUGAUAAUAAAUAUUUAUACAUAAAA